UGGCAACUCUCUCGACCACAAAAGCAAAACAAAGCAAAGCAAACGCAAUUGCGUCUCAAACGUUAGGAUAAAACCAAUUUAGAUCGCUCUUGGAAAUCAAAAAUGUCGGAAAUUAAGGCGUUGGAGCACGCCACCCUCAAGGUGCCAUACGAGAUGUUGAACAAGCGCUUCCGUUCUGCACAGAAGAUCAUCGACCGAGAGGUGGAUCAAGUAACAAAUGUCUCAAGGCAAGUGGAAAAGGCUCUGGAGGCGGAGGGUCCCAUUCUGGCGGAUGUGACCAAGCUGAUGGGUAACGUGGCCCAGAAGCUGCAGGUACUGAAGCGCAAGGCCGAGGAGAGCAUUGCUGACGAGUUGAGCGUGACACAGAUUUGCAAACGCAAGCUAGAGCACCUCAAGGGCAUAACGCCCCCGAACAGUGUGACUGGGGACCUCUGGCAGGGGUCGGUGGACCAGUGGAAGCGCAUUCGCUUAGAUCGCUUGGUCAUCGAACACUUGCUGCGCAUGGGCUACUAUGAAACGGCCGAGGAGCUGGCUGCCAGAUCGGAUGUGCGUCACCUUACCAACCUGGACAUCUUCCAGACUUCUCGCGAAGUGGAGGAUGAUUUGGCCAAUCACAGCACCACUAAAUGUGUCCUGUGGUGCAUCGACAACAAGUCAAAGCUGCGUAAAAUCAACUCAACCAUUGAGUUCAGCCUGCGGGUGCAGGAGUUCAUUGAGCUGGUGCGUCAGAAUCAACGUUUUGAGGCGGUGAAGCACUCGCGACGCUACUUCCCCGCCUACGAGAAGACUCAGCUUAACGAGAUCUGCCAUGUCAUGGCUCUCCUGGCGUACCCAGCCGACUCCGAGGUGGAACACUACCGCAAGUACAUGGACCCCCAACGCUGGCAAAAGCUGGUGCUGGACUUCCGCCAUGAGAACUACCGCCUCUUCCAACUAUCGACCACCUCAGUCUUCUCGGCAGCCGUACAAGCCGGACUCUCGGCCCUGAAGACACCCCACUGCUACACCCAGACCUGCCGCAACCUUAACUGCCCUGUGUGCCAGGAGGAUCUCAACCGUAUCGCCCUCAAGCUGCCAUAUUCGCACUGUGUCCAGAGCAGGCUCAUCUGCCGCGUGACGGGCUUGCCCCUCAACGAGCACAACCAGCCGAUGAUGCUGCCCAACGGUCAGAUUUUCGGUCAGAUGGCUUUGCCGGACAUCACCAAAGACGACGGCACCGUGACCUGUCCGGUGACCAACACCAAGUUCUCUAACCCCAAGAUCGAAAAGGUCUUUGUGAUGUAAGGGGCCUGAGCUAAGAAAUUCUCUGAUGGUCGGUCACCCCGUAAAUUAAGCAAUGUCUACUUUAUUUUUGAACAUGUAACUCCAUAUCUAUUGUGUACACCUAUGACUUAUACUAUUACUAUUAAUAUUAUUAUUGAUAAGCAGCGCCGAGACCACGGUCGCCCUCAAUUUGAAUUCCGAUUCCGAUAGGUUUUCGGUUGACUUUUGGUGCUGCGCCGGCGCAGGUCUAUUGAUUGAUUGAGUCCACCAUCCAUGGACUGGUGGCAGCGCAGUCAGUGCGUCGUGGUUGAUUCUCGCGAACGGCGUAAUUCGACUCCUCUGAAGAAGUGGCACACACUAUGCACAUCUAACACCACUCAUAUAUUAUAUCAAAUAAAGGUUAAAUCGUAUGAAAUAAGCAGAAA
Drosophila bipectinata is the source of this 1688-nucleotide messenger RNA. It is a transcript of the gene Kaz, whose product is annotated as E3 ubiquitin-protein transferase Katazuke. The record is from RefSeq and is a predicted model, not a curated record. Gene Ontology annotation, cellular component: GID complex; cytoplasm; nucleus. Gene Ontology annotation, biological process: proteasome-mediated ubiquitin-dependent protein catabolic process. Lineage: Eukaryota; Metazoa; Arthropoda; Insecta; Diptera; Drosophilidae. Gene Ontology annotation, molecular function: ubiquitin protein ligase activity; protein binding.